This is a messenger RNA of Jatropha curcas, 2120 nucleotides long. RefSeq names its product winged-helix DNA-binding transcription factor family protein (gene AT-HSFB2B). Lineage: Eukaryota; Viridiplantae; Streptophyta; Magnoliopsida; Malpighiales; Euphorbiaceae. Gene Ontology annotation, biological process: regulation of transcription by RNA polymerase II. Gene Ontology annotation, molecular function: RNA polymerase II cis-regulatory region sequence-specific DNA binding; DNA-binding transcription factor activity. Gene Ontology annotation, cellular component: nucleus. The record is from RefSeq and is a predicted model, not a curated record.
CGAACCCACGAUUUCUCUUUCUCUUUCAUCGCCUUAUCAUUUACUCCAACCAGAACCUUCUAGAAACAACAAAACCUAACUCUCUUUCUCUCUCUUCUGUCCUCUCUCUCAUUCGCUCUCCUGUGAAUUGCGGGAUCAACGUGCUUGCUUCUUGCUUGCUCUGCGUACGGUGAUGGUCCUUGGGUUAGAAGGGUUGUGUUGUGUAUGAUAGCUGGAGUUGAAGUUCGGUAACUGUUUGGUUGGAGAGAAAAUCCCACCGUUUCUUUACUGGAAAGAGAUUCCCUGAUUUCUUUUCUUCAGAUUUUUUCAGUCUCCAUUUGACGAAGUAACUCGCCUACGAAAUCACUUCAGCAGUUUUAAAUUUGGCUCGCCAGAAUAGAGUUUCUCGGUUAUUUUUUCCUUUAUUUUCCUCGACCUUAGUAUAGUUACUCUUUUUCUAUCAUUGUUUUUUCAUUUUCAGUUAUUUAUUGAAUCUGAAACUUUGGUAGAAAUUUGAUUAAUCAAUUCGAGCCAGCAAGCCAAUAAACUGUCGCUAUAGCUGCCUGUUCUAUAGGGUUCGGAUCUGAGACCGAACCCAAUGAUGCCAUUGCCAGUCGAACAAACCGGCGAAUCAACCGCCGCAGGAGGAGGGGCAGGAGACUCGCAGAGGUCUCUUCCUACUCCAUUUCUCACCAAAACUUAUCAGCUCGUUGAUGAUCCAUCAGUUGAUGACCUGAUUUCUUGGAACGAGGACGGAUCGACCUUCAUAGUCUGGCGUCCAGCUGAAUUUGCAAGGGACUUGCUCCCUAAAUAUUUCAAACACAACAAUUUCUCUAGCUUCGUUCGCCAGCUCAACACCUACGGAUUUAGAAAGGUGGUGCCGGAUCGAUGGGAAUUUGCGAACGAUUACUUCAGAAAAGGCGAGAAAGGACUACUUCGUGAUAUUCAGCGACGGAAAAUCUCCCCGACGGUUGCAACGGCAGCAACAACGGCUACAGUGACCGUUGCAGCAAUUCCAGCAGUGGCGCGUACUGUUUCUCCAACGACUUCGGGAGAUGAGCAGGUAAUUUCAUCGAAUUCAUCGCCGGUAGCAACUCAGGUGGCUACGCCGCUUCUCCGGACAACAAGCUGUACUACAACGCCGGAGCUUCUAGAAGAGAACGAGAGGUUGAGGAAAGUGAAUACACAGCUGAGCCAGGAACUGACUCAAUUGAAGGGCUUGUGUAACAAUAUACUUGCAUUGAUGACGAAUUACGCUUCUGGUCAAGUAGAUAGUCAUAAUAACUUAGCUGAGGGGAAACCUCUAGAUUUAUUGCCAGCAAUGAAGAUGGUUGCGCAGCGGGAGGAAACAGACAUGGCCAUCAGUGGCGGUGCCACGCCGGCGACUACGGCUGCGGAAGAGGCGAUGAUACCUAGGCUAUUCGGAGUUUCGAUUGGGGCUAAGCGCAUGAGAAAGGAUGAGGAGGAACAGAAACAAGCGAAUAAUCGACAACAGUCGCAAGAAAAUGAGUCUACAUCCGAUGUAAAAUCAGAGCCGUUGGAUGGAAAGACCGAGCAGAGCAAGCAUCACGACCCUUCCUGGCUAGAGCUGGGAAAAUGAUUGAUAAAUUUUGAUGGAUGUGAUUAUCUGAUCUGGAGUGGCAUGAUGAUGAUGGUGGCCACCAAAGAGGCGGAUCAGAGUGGGAUGGAGGGCGGUCAACAAUGACACGCAAGCAACUCAUUCUGGUUGCUUCUCGAAGCUGGAUGAUUUGUCUUCUUUGGGAAGCGAAUAGUAUCAGUAGCUGUCGUUAUCCGCUACUGGGGAGUCACUUUUAAGAAUGAAGAGUGUCUCAAAACGGUGCGCAUAAUGAGAGGAUUAAAAAGCCUGCACUCACUAUUUUCGGUCACCCAACGGGAAAUUUGAUGAAGGUUUUGUGCCAGGCCGGUUAAUAUUUGUUGACAGCUAUGAGAAGUUUGCUUAGUUGUAAUAUUUUUACAUUAAAAUUGGCAUAAUGUUGCAAAUAAAAAUAGAUUAGAUUAGAGAUCAUCAACUUUAGAAUUUGAAAAAUGCAGUGUCAAUGUGUAAUAUAAGUAUAUAUCAACCUUUGUAAGUUUACCUGGACAAGUGCAUGGAAGCUAAUUAGCCCAAAUUUGAUUCUCGA